AUGCCUUGUGUGAAUACGCAGAAUACGCAAUUGCUAAAAAACUCAAAAUUUAAAGCAGUAAUAAGCAGUAAUAAAAUGAAACACAGCUCUCAAACCACAUUGGGGACAUCUUUCUUCGAUGCAUUUUGGCCGCUCAUAAUAGAUGAAAAUAUCUGCCACAUCGAAAGCAAGUCAGUGGAAUUUUUUGUUUCGGAGCGGCCUUUUUGUCAGCGGCGCUGGCACACUCUACUUGCAAAAGCCGGCUACCCGAAUUAUUUUUCGCCGUUUGGACUACGAUGCUGCGACGCAGCGACAAAGGAAGAAGAAUCGGAAGAGGACGCCGAAAAGAAGGCAGAUGAAGCGGCUGAGCGCAUUAGUUCCGCUGCACAUGCCGAUUAUGACAACUACGGAUCGGUGGCCGUCCCACCCUUGGAUCAACAUGUGAAGCACAAAGGCCAAGAGCGCGAACGUCGCCAGAAGCUGGCCUACGAGUUUGCCAAUCGAAAGUACCCUUGGACCAUGCAAGCACCUACCCACGAGCUGGGUUUCAGUCUGAAGUCGGAGCUGUGUGUCCAAUUCUACCAUCCUAUGGAGCUUUCCAUCCUACGUGGCAUACAUGACUACCAAUGCAAGCUAAUGAUUAUAGACGCUGGCACCGAGCUUUGCAUCGAUGAUUUCAAGCGCUGGAUAAAGUUUAGACCGUUCAUCCAAAUGUUAGUGUUAGUGCGCUGUCCGCUAGUCGAGCGCCACUUGCAGCUUUUGAAAGUGUUUCAGACUCUGCUCGUGGAAGAAAACAAAGAAAACAACUGGCACGACGAGCUCCAGUGUUCAGUUCGCACAGGCCUGAAACACGCCAAAAAGUUGGAGCUAUUUAAAAACUGCGCAGACGCGUUUGUGUUUGUAUUUUCUCGUUUUCGUGGCAUUUGCACAUGUGACACAUUUAAAAUAAUGCAACGAUAUUGAAUCUCUGCCGAUAUUUCGGAUAUCCGCAAUCCGUCUUUAUUGAGUUUUAAAUUGUCAUAUUUUCUGAAUUCCAAUUCAAACAGUUCCAGAAGUGUCCAACAUAAACGAACAUAUUUUGGGGAGUAAAGAACAUUUUAUUUAGUUAGUUUAUGGA
This is a messenger RNA of Scaptodrosophila lebanonensis, 1096 nucleotides long. RefSeq lists its product as uncharacterized. The coding region runs from base 1 to 942 and encodes 313 amino acids. NCBI's taxonomy places the organism in Eukaryota, Metazoa, Arthropoda, Insecta, Diptera, Drosophilidae. The record is from RefSeq and is a predicted model, not a curated record. The transcript is spliced from 2 exons.